This is a messenger RNA of Spirometra erinaceieuropaei, 996 nucleotides long. Lineage: Eukaryota; Metazoa; Platyhelminthes; Cestoda; Diphyllobothriidea; Diphyllobothriidae. The record is from the annotation of a GenBank genome assembly.
AUGGUUGUCGAUUGUAGCCAAACGAUCAACAGAUACACACUUCUAGAUGCCUAUCCCUCCACCAGAAUAGACGAAAUGGUUGAACGUAUUGCAAACUACGACACGUAUAGCACUCUCGAUCUCAAGAGCGCCUAUCACCAAAUACCCAUCCGAGUAGAGGAAAGACCGUACACUGCCUUUGAAGCUUGUGGACGUUUAUACCAUUUUUGUCAUAUCCCGUUUGGUGUGACCAACGGAGUUGCGUGCUUCCAGCGGACCAUCGACGACAUAAUUGCACGCGAACGCCUAAAGAAUAUUUUCGUCUACGUGGACAAUAUCACUAUUUUUGGGAACGGCCUCGCGGAGCGUGAUUCAACCCUUCAAAAAUUCCUUAGCGUGGCUGAAAAGUACGGACUAACAUUCAAUGAGGCCAAAAGUGUUAUCGCUACCAAAGAAAUUAAAAUUCUUGGUUACGAGGUGUCCAAGGGCAACAUUAGGCCUGACCCAGAUCGUCUAAGGCCUUUGCGUGAAAUGGCUCCUCCACAAGAUCUUAAGUCUCAACAACGAGCUGUGGGACUGUUCGCAUACUACUCGCAAUGGAUAUCUCACUUUUCGGAUAAAAUUCAUCUGCUCAUCCAUAACAGAACUUUCCCUUUACCAUUGAAGGUAAUAGAAGCGUUUGAUGCUCUUAAGGAGGAACUUGCGAAAGCCACAGUGGCCACCGUUCGGUACGAUACCCCAUUAAUUGUCGAGAUUGAUGCUUCAGACGUCACUAUCGCUGCCACACUGAAUCAGAAUGGCCGGCCAGUAGCGUUAUUUUCACGUAGUCUAUCUCCAAAUGAGCGACAUCAUUCAACUAUAGAGAAAAAAGCAUACGCUGUAGUGGAAUCCAUACGCAAAUGGAAGCACUUCCUCCUCUGUAAUCAUUUUAAACUCAUCACGGAUCAGCGUUCUGUUGCCUUCAUCUUCGGCAAUCAACGAAAAGGGAAGGUCAAGAAUGGUAAGAUCGAACGCUGA